UUCCUGCUACCUUCAGGUUACAGCUGUAUGACUUGUGCUGAGUAUUGUAUUAUCCACAUAGCCUAAUGUCAACUUCGCUUACUUUAAUUUGUAUUAAACACAUUGUACAGAUGCCUUUUCUUUACAGAUGAUUCUGCAGUGAAGUGUAGGACUUUGAUGUCUGCUUGAACAGAUGAAAUUAGUGUAACCUGGAGGCUUCUUUGAUGUUGAUAUUCAUGUCAUAAAAUACAGGGUAAAGUAGGAAGAUCCCCUUUACUAUGAUGCAGGAGUCAAGUUGAGAAUAAACUGCUGCUUCAUCCCUGCUUACUUUCAACAUAUUUUUUUCUGGUUGAUUUUUAAGACUCUUGCAUCUUCUGUGCUGCCAUUGUUAAUACAGCUGGAGAAAAUACUGUGCUUCUGAUAGGGAUUCUCGUAGAUACAUAACGUGCUUGAGAGACCUGCAGAUAGUGUUAUAACGAGACUGCAGAAUGUGCUGUGUACCUCCGUUCCUCCAUUACCUGAGGGAAACACUUCAAAAUAUGGCUGAUAAGAGUAGUGGCCAGUUAUCACCCCUGCUUUUCUGAAAAAGGAAAUAGAAAAGCAAGAGUGUCUCAGUUCUUGUCCUGUCUGUUUCAGCUCAGAGUUCUAGAAAUUAUCUCUGCAACUUCUCUUGUUGGUGUUAAAACUGAAGCAUGGAGCUGUGAGAGACACUUAAGCCAUAAAAAUUAGCAUAUUUUUAGAUACCAUGAUAAACACUAGAGUGCUGACUUUCAGUCUUUUACAGAAUAAACUGGCUACUUGUACUUCUGCACCUCAUCAGGUUUGCAAGAUACUAAUUAUAGGUGACCCACAAGAGAGUAGCCAGUUUAAUUUGGUUCCAGGUUGUUUGUCUUCAUUACCCAACCUGUGUGUGUGGCUCUGUGCAUUUUAUUGUUAAGCAGCAAAUUACAUCCAUACAUGUACACUGAGUUUUAUCACAGAAAACAAUUAAAAAUUUAAGUACUGGAUACUGGAUUGUUUUAAAUGGCUAGAAUUUCAAUUUUUCAAACAUUGCUGUGCAGCAGGGUCAUUGUGCACUACAAUUUCUUGGUCAUAAUUACCUCUCCUGCAAAUCUAGUUCCUGUGAAUUGACAAUUUUCACUUGUGCUGCUUUAAUCACUUGGAUGUUUUCUGCCUUUAAAUGUAUGUUGUCUGUCAUAGAGUGCAUUCUUUUACUUACCUAGUCUGCAUAGUUCAGGUUGUCAUGUAAAAACAGGAUAUUAAUUAAAAGUGAAAUACAUUGCAGGAUUAUGAAAGUAAGCCCUUCAAUGCUUAAGAAAUACCUGUUUAAAGACCUGUGAAAGAUCGUUCUGCAUCCAGUUUCUCUUAUGCCGUAGAAACCUGUCUGCCAUUUUGCAGAUAAAUUAAGCUCUAAUUUCAGUUUCCUAUAUGAUGGAGGUGUUGCUUGUCAUCGGUGAAGAGGUCAUGUUUACUGGAGACAAUAUCCCUGUUCAUCCUCAUGUUUAUAGCAAUGGUCAUAUCUGUUUAUCCAUUCUAACGGAAGACUGGUCUCCAGCCCUCUCAGUGCAAUCUGUUUGUCUUAGCAUUAUUAGCAUGCUUUCCAGCUGCAAAGAAAAGAGGCGACCUCCAGAUAACUCAUUUUAUGUAAGAACAUGUAACAAGAAUCCAAAGAAAACAAAAUGGUGGUAUCAUGCAUUUGUCAUCCUCCACCCAGAGCUGCAGUUGGCUGUAUGUGCUUGUCUUAUCCACUCCGUUGGUGAGGAAAGAGAGAAGAAGGGGAUAGAGAUGGGCCAUUCUUUGUUUCUCUCCUCUUGUUAGCAAUGCUUUCCUUGCUUUCCUUAGGAGAAUUCUGUACAAAUGGUAGUCAUUAGAAGCACAAGUACUUUGGGAAGGGAUAUGUCAGAGAAGGUAAUACUCCAUGCUAGUGUAGUGCAGAACAGUUGAUUCCAUCACUGCGAGCAGGUGAAGGUUCCACUGUAAGACAUCCUCUGUUUUUCAUGGCCUCUUCACUCCAGCAUAGGUUCUGUCCCUGAUGUGAAAACUAGAGCAAGUAUUUUGAGCAGUGAGAGUUCAUAACUGGAGAGGCAAAUUCCAAAGUCUUCACCCUUAAAAUUCUUAAGAUUCUUAAAGGCCCAUGGAUGGCCUAACAAGAAAAACUUGAUAGUUUCAUAAUACGUGCUGAGACCCAUGGAUUUUGACAUACAGUAAUGUAACAGAAUGAAACUUUGUUUCUCAUAAUACAGUAAUUGUAACCCCAAAACAAGGUGGUUUCAGGUACAUUAAGAGAAUUGCUGUAUGCCAUGAGAUUAAGGUAUAUCUAAGGAACUUGGGACCAUCAUGUCGUUGUUUUUAAAGUUAACUCCAAGAAUAAUAAUCAUAUUGCACACAAGGAUAGAUUUUUCAUCCUCACCAGAUUAUUCAGCAGUCACUUUCUUUUCUCUCUCUGUUUUCAUGCUCUUAUAAUGUGUUUGGUGCUUCUCCAUUUCUAGUUUUUGUUUCUCUUGAGUGGCAGUUUUGGGAGAGUUUUUGUUAACUUGCUAUUUUCACUUGCUAAUUAUUUUUAAAGAGAAACAGGUAACGUUCCAUUUAUUGGCUUUAUCUUGUGAUUAAAAUGUUCUGUUUGCUUUUAAUUUGUACCAGUCUCAUUUUGGUUUAGAAUAGAAAUCUGUAAAAGCAGAACAGUCUGCAGAUAUUACUUUUGUUUCUGAGUAAUGAUAUUUGAUUUGUGUUAAACAAGGAAAACAAACUUAAUAUGAGAAGAAAUCUGAGUUACUGAUUCUGAAAGUUGCUGUAUUAUUAUGGCUCAAAACCACAGCUUACAGUUCAUUGAAUGGGUAUUUUAGUUACUAUGAAGUAACUAUGCAGUGUUUUUUUUCUGGAAGUCAGAAAAUGUUACCCCUCCUCAAAUUCAGAGCAACCUAAAAACCAAACUGAGCAAGAGAAGGAAAGUCAGUUCAUUUAAAUAGCUCAUACUGUCUUGAUUAAAAAUUCAUUGAGCUCCCCACCACCUUGAAUUCUUACAUGAAAAAUAAAAUAUUCCUGAUGUCCACAAGAGAAAAAUUUCAUAAAUGAUUAGAGUGUUUUCUCUUCCAUUUUGGUGUUUGUCAUUUGCUUCUUUUCUCAUUUAAUUUUGUUUCUCCUAUGUGGACAUAGAACAAGACUGCCAGUGCGUGAUCCUUGAAUUGUUAGUGUUUUCUAAACAGGUUUAAAGAAAUGGUAUGUAAUAGUAAAAUGGGAAGUGUGAAAAGAGGAUUCUGUUACGUUUAUUUUCUGCUCAUGCUGAACUGUCAUAUAUCUAAUCUUGUGGUUGAUCCACGUUUGGCUGGGUAAGUGAGGGAAGAAAAAACAAUCCCACCCAGGAAAGAAAACCAGCUGUCCAAGGUUACCUGUUGUGAGAAAUUAAAUGCCAGUGCUAAUACAACAACCUGCGGAGGGAGAUACAGAGUGGUUCUGCCACUUCUGCUGUCUGCUGCCCGUUUGACUGGUUUAGCUUUAAUGUGACAUAGGAGCUCUGUGUUUUGAAGAGUUAAGAAGAAGUCUGUCAUAGGUAUUAAUACAUGCAUUUGAAGGAAUUUUUUUUUUCCAGUAUGUGCCUGGAAUUUAUUUACCUGGGAGCAAAAUAAUCCCUGGUUGGGAGCUGAUGUAAAGAAAACCCAGAUGAGCACAGAGUGAUAAAGUGGCACUUAGAGACAUAUUCUGACAUGUAAAUAUGUGUCUGCAUUCAUCUUAAUACAGAGUUUUUAAUCUGUCAUAUCAUCCCUCUGCCCCCACCCAACACAGCAUCUUAUUCCUCAAGCAGAGUUAUGGAGCUUUGUUUGCUACAAAAUAAUGUUCUCACAAGCCCUGUUUUGAAGCUCCCGAUCUUUGAUAACUGAAAAUAUUUCUAGAUUGUCUACCCUACCCAAUGUCUGUUCCAACUGUACGUUGACUUUCUUGCUGAAUUUCCAUCUGAGAGUUGCUCAUGCUGUCUUAAAGACAGAGGAGGAUCUUCCAGAUACGGUUUACUUGGGCAUCCAGGCUGAAAUCUGUUUCAUUAAGCUAUUGAGUUCCUUUGUUGUUCUCAGGAGGUAGAUUUUUUUUUUUUUUUUGUGGGGGGAGGGUGGGGUGUGGAGGAAGGGAAAGGCAAUGGUGUUUGUUUUCAACCAGCACUUCCUUGCUGCUUUUGGGUUUUGAGGUUGGUUUGGUUUUGUUUUUUUCUUAAGUAGAAAGUGUUUUCUCUGAUAUUUGGUCUAAAAUUUUAGUGUACCAUUUAAAUGUCCCUUCUCUCUCUCUCUUUUGCAUCCUUGUCCAUCUUUUUUUACAUAUGUGGUAGCCUACUGAAAAAGAGUUUUUUUUACCAGUAAUAGCUUUGAUAUAAUAUUUUCCCAUGAGAAUUGUAGAAUGUUUAUGAGGCUACAUUUUUAAGGUGUGGGAUGUUACAAGUAAGUCCUUUAAAAAUGAGCAGACAGUAACCUUGCUUUCUGUUAACAACUCAAUAUUUACUGCUAGCAGGUGCAAAUAUACUGCAGGUUGAUGUGUGAAGGAGAAUGUUUAAAAGGGAGAGCAUUAGUAUGGAGCGUAAUGCAGAAAA
This is a messenger RNA of Haemorhous mexicanus (house finch), 4549 nucleotides long. RefSeq names its product ubiquitin conjugating enzyme E2 W (gene UBE2W). Bases 1408 to 1797 code for a protein of 129 amino acids. The record is from RefSeq and is a predicted model, not a curated record. The transcript is spliced from 4 exons. NCBI's taxonomy places the organism in Eukaryota, Metazoa, Chordata, Aves, Passeriformes, Fringillidae.